AGCAUCAUCGUGCCUCGUUUACCCACUUUCUGAGUCAACAAACGUCCUGCGGGAAGAAGAAAAGAAAGAGCGCGCGCGAGAGCGAGAGAGAAUUUUCUGGCCGAAACUGUGGAGCUUUGCAAAAGGAAGUAGAAUUGCCUCCCCACAACAACACACAAAGAAAACAAAGUAGACAAUCAAGUACCCGUCCCCUCCUUCUGUUUGUUUCUCUUCGUCCUCUGCAACCAUGUCCACGGCUCGUCGCGAUACGCUCGUGGCGAUCGAGCGGGAGACGCAGGCGGCGUGGGAGGCGAAGAAGCUGCAUCAGUGGGACGCCCCGCUGCCCGGCGAGCCCCGCCCGCCGAAGUUCUUCACGACGUUCCCGUUCCCCUACAUGAACGGUCAGCUACAUCUGGGUCACACCUUCUCCGCCUCCAAGUCCGAGUUCGCCUCGCGCUUUCAGCGCAUGAUGGGCCGCAGCUCCCUCUGGGCCUUCGCCUUCCACGUCACGGGCACCCCCAUCGCCGCGUGCGCGCAGAAGAUUCGCAAGGAGAUGGAGGAGUACGGCAACCCGCCGGAGUUCCCGCCCGAGGUGCUCGACUCGAAGCCGCACUCGCCCGUCACGCCGUCGGCGAACGCACCGGUCGGGGCGCACAGGAGCAAGCGGGGCAAGGCGGGCCCGGCGAAGCCGCAGUGGAUCAUUAUGGAGUCGAUGGGCAUCCCGUCGGUGGAGAUCCCGCAAUUCGCCGACCCGCAGCACUGGAUCGACUACUUCACCCCGCGCGCGAUUGAGGACCUGAAGCGGCUGGGCUGCCACAUCGACUGGCGCCGCACCUUCAUCACCACAGACCGCAACCCCUACUACGACCGCUUCAUCCAGUGGCAGUUCCGCCAGCUCUACGAAAAGAAGAUGCUGAACUACGGCAAGCGCUACUGCGUGUACUCGCCGCGGGACAACCAGCCGUGCGCCGACCACGACCGGGCCAGCGGCGAGGGCGCCCUGCCGCAGGAGUACACGGUGGUGAAGCUCACGGUGCAGGACCCCCUCUCCCAGCCGUGCUUCGCCGCACACAAGGACAUCAUCGGCACCCGCAACGUCGUCCUGCCCGGCGCGACCCUGCGGCCCGAGACGGUGACGGGGCAGACGAACUGCUGGGUGAGCAACAAGUUCAACUACAAGGCGUACUACGUGCGCAGCAAGAAGGGCGAAGACGAGGUUUACAUCAUGACCGCCCGCGCGGCGCGCAACAUGGCCUACCAGGACUUCUACAUCAACGGCAAGACGGGCUGCGACCCCGAGCCGCUCUUCGAGGUGGAAGGGACGAGCAUGGUGGGCAUGCCGCUGAGCGCACCGUUCGCGAAGUACAAGACCGUCUAUACCCUGCCGAUGAGCACCAUCGCGGAGUCAAAGGGCACCGGCGUGGUGAUGUCCGUCCCGUCCGACUCGCCGGAUGACUACAUCAACUUCUCCCAGCUGUGGAACAAGCCGGAGUACCGCGCCAAGAUCGGUGUGAAGGAUGAGUGGGUCAUGUCGUGUCCGAUGGUGCCGCUGAUUGACAUCCCGGAGCUUGGCACGGAGGGGGCGAAGUACAUGUGCGAGAAGCUGAAGAUCAACGGCCCGAACGCGACGGACUUGCUGGAGGAGGCGAAGAAGGUGUGCUACCAGCAGGGCUUUUACCACGGCGUGAUGAUUCUCGGCCCCUGCAAAGGCAUGAAGGUGAGCGAGGCAAAGGUGAAGAUGCAGGCGAUGAUGGAGGAGGCGGACCAGUGCAUCCGCUACUACGAGCCGGUGCGCCAAGUGAUGAGCCGCUCCGGCGACGAGUGCGUCGUGGCGCUGUGCGAUCAGUGGUUCCUCGAGUACGGCCGCGAGGACUGGAAGAACAUGGUGCUGGAUCACCUGAAGCGGAUGAACCUCUUCUUCCCGGGUAUCCGCAACGCCUUCGAGGAGACGCUGAACUGGCUGGCGGACUGGCCGUGCAGCCGCACCUUCGGCCUCGGCACUCUCCUCCCGUGCGAUGCGACCAAGACGAUGAUUAUCGACAGCCUUUCCGACUCCACCAUUUACAUGGCGUUCUACACCAUCGACCGCUUCUUCAACGUCGGGGCGGACGGCUCGAUUGGGCUGACCGGCAAGGCGGACAACCCCUACGGUCUGACGCCGGAGAUGUUCACCGAUGACACCUUCGACUACAUCUACCACGGCAAGGGCGACGCGGCCGCGGUGGCGGCGAAGGUGCACAUCCCCCUGAAGGUGCUCGAGCUGAUGCGCAACGAGUUCACCUACUGGUACCCGGUCGACCUCCGCUGCUCCGGCAAGGACCUGAUUCAGAACCACCUGACGGAGUUCCUGUACAAUCACGCGGCCAUCUGGUCCGACGACGAGAGCAAGUGGCCGCAGGCCAUCUACUGCAACGGCCACAUCCAGGUCGACAAUGAAAAGAUGGCGAAGUCGAAGGGCAACUUCAUCUCGAUGCGGGAGGCGAUGGAGACGUACGGGGCAGACGCCACGCGUCUUGCGUGUGCCGACGCCGGCGACAGCUUGGAUGACGCCAACUUCGUGCGCGAGACGGCCGCCGGCUUCAUUCUGAAGCUGACGACCCUGCUCGAGCAGGCGAAGGAGGCGGUGGACCGCACCGACCUGCGCACCGGCGACUUCAACGAGUUCGACCGCAUCUUCAACAACAUCAUGAACACGAUGAUCACCAAGACGGAGACCUACUACCACAAUAUGCAGUUCCGCAUGGCGCUGAACACGGCCUACCACGAGCUGUCGAACGAGUACAGCCAGUACAAGAUGUACUGUGAUGACUUGAACGUGCACGCGGAUGUGGCCCGGCGCUAUUACGAGGUGACGGCGCUCAUGCUGAUGCCGCUGGCACCGCACACGAUGGAGCACCUCUGGCAGAAGGUCCUGCAACACGAGGACUCCGUCGUCACGCAGCUCUUCCCGAAGCCGACGGCGGAGCUGGACUACUCCCUCAUCGUGGCGAACCGUGUCAUGACCGCCGUGAUAAAGGAGAUCCGCUCGCAGGUGACCAAGAACGCGAAGAAGCGCGGCCCGAUCGAGGAGGUCGUCAUUUACACCCGCCCGGUGUACCUCGACUGGCAGCUGGAGGCGCUGGAGAUAUUGCAGGCCAUCUACCGUGAGAACGGCAACAGCUUCCCGGAUGACCUGACGAAGCAGGUGGUGGCCCGCGACAGCUCCAUCAUGAAAAAGAGCAAGGGGCUGAUGCCUUUCAUGGCCUUUGUCCGCGCGAAUGCGGAGAAGUACGGUGAGCAGGCGAUGCUGCAGCAGCCGGUGAUCGACGACUACGCCAUGCUGACGGACAUCACGCACAACGUAAGUCGCCUGACGGGUGUGCCGACGGUGCGUGUGAUGUCCGCCGACGACACUACCUACCCCGAGCACGAGGCGGCACGCAACAAGGCGCUGGCGGGCGAGCCCUCCGUCGCCUUCCCUCCCGCCCCCAAGGCAUGA
Leptomonas pyrrhocoris is the source of this 3457-nucleotide messenger RNA. RefSeq names its product putative mitochondrial leucyl-tRNA synthetase. The transcript has a single exon. Gene Ontology annotation, molecular function: ATP binding; leucine-tRNA ligase activity; aminoacyl-tRNA deacylase activity. The record is from RefSeq and is a predicted model, not a curated record. Bases 227 to 3457 code for a protein of 1076 amino acids. NCBI's taxonomy places the organism in Eukaryota, Euglenozoa, Kinetoplastea, Trypanosomatida, Trypanosomatidae. Gene Ontology annotation, biological process: leucyl-tRNA aminoacylation.